Messenger RNA from Suillus paluster, 939 nucleotides. RefSeq lists its product as uncharacterized. The transcript is spliced from 7 exons. The record is from RefSeq and is a predicted model, not a curated record. Lineage: Eukaryota; Fungi; Basidiomycota; Agaricomycetes; Boletales; Suillaceae. The coding region runs from base 1 to 939 and encodes 312 amino acids.
AUGGCCGAGGAAGGAAUUAAUCGUUACGUAGGCGUUGUUUGGAGUCAUGCCGUUGACUCCACAACUCUCAAAGAUUUCGAUCUUGACCCUUCACAAAAUCUCCUCGCCGCGCUCAAUCAGUCUAUCGAUCGUUUCUGUCUGGGGAUAUAUAACACACGAUCUGCGCACCUGCAGUGUUUGUCGUACGACAGACGACUUAUAAUUGCGCCACAAGGGCCAUUGGAGACUCAAACUAAACAUUGUCUUUCGAAAUUACGUCCUUAUUGUCUGGGGUCGAGAGACUUGCCCAAGUGGGGCUGUGUCAUAAGGUGUCACGACGGCUGUUGGCUGUUGUUGGUCCCCGCCAAUAGGAGGGUAAUCAUGACAUCAGUAUCCACGGAGAUGCUUGUGUACAUUGGCUGGCGCGUCAUGGGCUGUCCAAUUCACCCGUCAGGCCUGAGCCCUCUUAAAGCAGGCACCUCUAGUGGUUCCUUGUGGCGCAAUGACUCGGCGAGCCAGGACACCAAUGGGGUAAAGCGGCAGCGGCAUUUAUACAAUGUACUUCGAAGUUCGGAGGUUUUGACCACCCUUACACCGUCUCCUGUCCUCUCCAGCACCCUGAUAACCAAAUGGGUAAUAGCCGUUAUGAAUCACGAAGAAUUGCUCUUGCGGCACCCUUGCCCCAUCUACGGAUGUAUUGAAGGUCCCGUAGGUCCCUGGUAUAUCCUGGCGGUUCCUGGGACCUCGAUGGCACCUCGAAAGCCCAAUGUGCGGGGGACACAGGUACUCGGGAGCGUCGCUAGCGAUCCACGUCGAGGAAUGUUUGGUGGAAUCAAGGCAAGCAACGUCGAGCUAGAUCAUUGUCCCCUGCUCUUUAACGCGGCUACAUCUGCCACAGCUGGGACCAGACGAGCUGGCAGGUUGUACGUCCUGCCUUCCAGCUUGUCUUGUCCCGACUAA